UUACUCAAAAACCUUGUGUUCAGUGGCGCAGUAGGGAAAUCGAUUCGAUUUGGAAUUCCGCAUUUCAAUUGUCGAUUGUUCAGUAUCUGACCAGGUGAAGAAGCUAGUAAGAGUACUCUUGUUAAAGCAAUAAUCGGUGRCAAUAAUCUCUGUGUUCAUUGGCAAGAUAGCGAUGCUCGAUUCCAUCAUGUGUGGCUUCGUCACCACUGCCCGUGUGCCGCUUGUGUGGAUCCAAGCACCAGGCAGAAGUUUAUCGAUAUGGCGGACAUUCCCGAAUACAUUCGUCCAAAGCGAGUCGACGUUGCUUCAGAUACGUUACGCAUCACUUGGGAAGACGGGCAUAACACUUGUUAUCAUGGAUCUUGGUUGAAAGAGAAUGCAUAUGAUGGCUAUUCGAGAGAAGAGGUAAAGAAAGGUUAUGGCAGCAUAGCGCACGAAUCUGAAAUGCUCCUUUGGAACAAGGACAUAAUCGCUGCUAACCCGCCUCCUGAGUUCAACUAUAAAGAGCUCCAAGAAAAUGAUACUCUUGUCAGUGAAUCAUUAGAUGGUAUUUUGCGAUAUGGCUUUAUCUUUGUCAACCAAACCCCAACAAAUGAGGAAUCGAUAGCAAAUGUUUGUAAACGAAUCGGUGGCCUUGUCCAAGAAACGCAGUACGGUCGAAUAUAUAUACUGGAGAACAAGGAUUUGACACAUUCUGAUCUUUCCUAUUUGGGUUAUGCUCUCCAGGGUCAUACAGACCAGACGUACUUCGCUUCUCCUCCAGGCUUACAAGCAAUGCACUGCUCGUACCAUKAUGGAACUGGGGGAAUGAGUCUUCUAGUCGAUGGGUUUAUGGCAGCAAAAACCCUUUUUAAGGAAGAGCCAGAGGCGUUUCAAGUUCUAACCAGCACUCAAGUUACCUUUGAGUACGACAGUAAUUACCAUCACAUUUGUAGUCAUGGUCCUCUUCUAGAACUCGACCCCUUCACCAAGGAAUUGAAAAACCUACGCUACAACCUUUCGCGCAUUGGUCCGAUGGUCAACAAGGAUCUUACUUAUGAAGAGAUGGAGAAGUUCUACCAGGCUGUGAGGUUGUUCGGGUCGAUUGUUCGCCGCCCUGAGAAUGAGCUUUGGCACAAACUCACACCCGGUAAAGUCAUUGUUAUGGAUAAUCGACGCACGUUACACGGAAGAUCAGCAUCGAAAUAUCAC
This is a messenger RNA of Actinia tenebrosa (Australian red waratah sea anemone), 1191 nucleotides long. Its product is annotated as trimethyllysine dioxygenase, mitochondrial-like. The record is from RefSeq and is a predicted model, not a curated record. Gene Ontology annotation, biological process: carnitine biosynthetic process. NCBI's taxonomy places the organism in Eukaryota, Metazoa, Cnidaria, Anthozoa, Actiniaria, Actiniidae. Gene Ontology annotation, molecular function: oxidoreductase activity. Gene Ontology annotation, cellular component: mitochondrion.